AUGGUGAGCAAUUUGUUAGGCCUGUUUUUGAGCCUUAUGGCCACCUUCACUAAAACUGGCACGGAGCAAGGUAGUAAGAUUGUCUCUAUAGAUUUAGCAGCAUUCGUAAGCUAUGUUAUCGUCCUUGUAUUUGCAAUUCGACCAUUAAUGUUUUGGGUAAUCAGACAGACACCAGAAGGCAGGCCUGUCAAAGACACGUACAUUCAUACCAUCAUGCUAAUUUUACUUGGCUUCACGUUGUUCUCACAUUUCUUUGGUCAGACUGUACUCUUAGGACCUUUCCUUCUAGGCUUGGCAAUACCAGAUGGACUGCCUUUAGGAUCAGCUAUUGUUAGCAAGUUGAAUUGCUUCGUUUCAGAUGUUUUUUUGCCGGUCUAUGUGACUACUUGUACGAUGAGGAUCAUAACAGACGAGGUGUUCUCUAUGAUAUGUGUUUACAUCCUAUUGACUGCAAUUUUCAUGCCACUCCUAUUGAAGUUCCUGUACGAUCCUUCGAGGCAAUAUGCAGGUUACCAAAAAAGGGAUUUAAUGAAUUGCACACGCAAUGCAGAGCUUCGAAUCCUAGCAUGCAUUCAUAGGCCAGAUAACAUUGUUGCUGUAACCACACUACUUGAAGUAUCGUGCCCAUCUAGAGAAAGGCCCCUUAUUGUUUCUAACAAUCUAGGUGCUGUUUCAGUAAACGUCUUCACAGUAAUCUCUCCACUCAAGUCCAUGCACGAAAACAUAUGCAUCCUUGGAUUGGACAAACUCACAUCCCUCAUAGUAAUGCCGUUCCACCGAAAAUGGUCCAUUGAUGGUUCUAUUGAAUCAGAGGAUAAUGCCAUGAGGACCUUAAAUUGCAAUGUGCUUGAACUAGCCCCUUGCUCAGUUGGCAUCCUGAUUGACCGUGGUAAUCUAGGCCACUCAUUGCUUUCAUCAAAGUCAUCCUAUUCUGUUGCCAUGAUCUUCUUUGGAGGUAAUGAUGACCGAGAAGCACUCACUUUUGCUAAACGCAUGGUGAAUCACUCCAAAACUACCCUCACUGUGGUUCACUUUGUUACCGUUGGCAACGAAGAUGAUACCUAUUGGGAUGAAUAUUUUUUUGACUCUGAGAUACUCAAGGAUGUUAAACUUAAUAGUAAGGGUUAUGAAUCUGUGUUAUACCAAGAGAAGAUGGUGAAAGAUGGGGCUCAGACGGCAUUGGUAAUUCGAUAUAUGGUGAAGGAAUAUGACCUUAUUAUUGUUGGUAGACGGCAUGGCGUAGAGACUCCGCAGAUAUCAGGUCUUGCAGAAUGGAGUGAAUUUUCAGAGUUAGGGAUUAUUGGAGACUUUCUUGCCUCAUUAGAUCUUAAUAGUAGAACUUCUGUUUUUGUGGUCCAACAACAAAAAAAUAAAUGA
Corylus avellana is the source of this 1377-nucleotide messenger RNA. The record is from RefSeq and is a predicted model, not a curated record. Lineage: Eukaryota; Viridiplantae; Streptophyta; Magnoliopsida; Fagales; Betulaceae.